Messenger RNA from Cannabis sativa, 955 nucleotides. RefSeq lists its product as uncharacterized. The record is from RefSeq and is a predicted model, not a curated record. The transcript is spliced from 2 exons. Bases 241 to 627 code for a protein of 128 amino acids. Lineage: Eukaryota; Viridiplantae; Streptophyta; Magnoliopsida; Rosales; Cannabaceae. Gene Ontology annotation, biological process: nucleoside triphosphate catabolic process. Gene Ontology annotation, molecular function: nucleoside triphosphate diphosphatase activity.
AAAAAAGGGUCAUCUGAUCAGACCAUUAGACUCAUACCAUAACCAUGGCUUUUAUUUCUCAAUUUAUUACAGUUUUCUACUAAUUUGGAAAAGGAUUUGGUGAGAGUGAGAGAGAGAAAGAGAGUAAUUGCAUAUAGCAAAGAGCAGAGGCUUGUGCCUUUUUAUACUCUCUUUUGGGGUUCUUCAUUCUCUCAUUUGGGGUUCCACAAAUACUAAGAUUAUUCAUUAAGAGUGAAAAAGAUGAGUAAAACUGGUGAGGAUUCAGAAAAUGAAAGCGUGUCUCUUGAUCUUCUGAAGCAAAAAAUGGCUGAUUUUGCUAAAGAAAGAAACUGGGAACAGUACCACAGCCCCAGGAACCUCCUUUUGGCUAUGGUGGGUGAAGUAGGAGAACUCUCAGAGAUAUUCCAAUGGAAAGGAGAGGUUCCAAAGGGAUUGCCUGGUUGGAAAGAAGAGGAGAAAGUACACCUUGGAGAAGAGCUUUCUGAUGUGUUGCUUUACCUAAUUAGGCUUUCUGAUAUGUGUGGUGUUGAUCUUGGUAAAGCUGCCCUUCGUAAGAUUGGUCUUAAUGCCAUUAAGUACCCUGCUCCCAAUAACAAUAAUAACAAUAAUAAUGGCUCAUCUUCUUAGGUUAAUUAAAAUUAUCAUUUUGAACUUUUAUGGUGGUGGUGAUGGUGAUUGUUAUUGUGACUCUAAGCAUCAUCAUGAGCUUAAUCCAUUGGAGAUUUUAGUUUUUACAUUUUGGGGUUUGAGAUUGGUGUUUCAUUUUUUGUGCUGUGUGAUUUCUUAAAAGAGAUCAGGCAAUUGAAGCUCUUUAUUCUCUACUCUUUUUAUUAGUAUAUGCUAUUUUUAAUUUAAUUAUGGUACCCAAUACUUUAGACAUGUUACAUAUGGUCAUGGUCGGAAGUUGGUAUUUAUUUACACCAACCAAUAUAAUGUUCAUCAUCUUAUUGAGAUU